AUGAACUUAUUCUUCCUAUUUACCCUAUUGUGUCUGGUGGUUGCGAGACCUCAAGAAUUCGACGAUGAAGACUACCGCGAGCAUGAAAUUGAUAGAAAAGACGAAGUUCCACGAGUUCAAAUCAAGGUGUACCGGGGCCCUACGAAGCACGACGGCCACGCCCCCUGGGGGUUCUGGGUCAAACAACCGUCGGACGACAAGUAG
Messenger RNA from Leptosia nina, 204 nucleotides. The record is from the annotation of a GenBank genome assembly. NCBI's taxonomy places the organism in Eukaryota, Metazoa, Arthropoda, Insecta, Lepidoptera, Pieridae.